This is a messenger RNA of Acyrthosiphon pisum (pea aphid), 1451 nucleotides long. RefSeq names its product Methyltransferase like 4 (gene Mettl4). The record is from RefSeq and is a predicted model, not a curated record. Gene Ontology annotation, biological process: methylation. Gene Ontology annotation, cellular component: nucleus. The transcript is spliced from 5 exons. Bases 153 to 1259 code for a protein of 368 amino acids. Gene Ontology annotation, molecular function: methyltransferase activity; nucleic acid binding. NCBI's taxonomy places the organism in Eukaryota, Metazoa, Arthropoda, Insecta, Hemiptera, Aphididae.
AAUAUAAAUUGUAAUUCGUUGAAAAUGAGAAAACGACUGUCGGAAUGUUGCAAUUUGCAAUGUUUAAAAUUUAAAUCACGUUUACAGGGUUUGAAACUUUUCACUUAAACUUUAAAGAUAUUGGUUUUCAACUUUUGGUUGCAACUUACACAAUGAGCGUUUUGUACAGCGAUGACGAUGGUUUCUUCAUAUCACAUCAAAUGUUUAUUUCAAAGUUGUACGAUACUAUUUUGAGCAAAACCCAAAACGGUGUACAUUUGUACGAACAUUUCUUUCAUAUAAACAAUCCAUUUGUCAGGGACAAACAGCAAGUAGAAACUAGUGCGGAAACUAAUGUCGUGAAACGUAAGAGAAAGCGUCCACCAUUUGAGGAAGAUGAAAUAAGUAAAAAAAUCAAAACUUUUAUAUCAAAUUUAAAAAGUUACACAGACAUAUUUUCCAUAUCGCCAAAAAUUUUGGAUAAUAAUAUUUGUGCUAGACAUGCGUCUAUAAAGUUCUAUGAAAGCACUAGUGCGCUGAAAACAUUUUAUGGGCAAAAUCCAAAUCCAAACUUACAUACAGCUAAUGGUUAUGUAUUCCCUCCGAAAUGUCAGUUUUAUUGUGACAAUGUUUUCAAUAUGAAAAACUUAGGAGAUGAAAAAUAUGACAUGAUAUUGUUAGACCCACCAUGGACGAAUAAAUAUAUAAAAAGAAAGAAGAAAAUUAAACGAGAUGAAGGGUAUACAAUGAUGGAUGAUCAGGAUUUGGCCCAAUUACCUAUAAAUCAGUUCCUAACUUCAAACGGUUUGGUCUGCGUGUGGUGUACAAAUUCUCAAAAUCAUAUAGACUCAUUAAAGUCUGUAUUAUUUCCAAUAUGGAACGUAAAAUAUGUGGCCUGUUGGUACUGGAUAAAGGUGACAGAGUGUGGAGAAUUUGUUUGCAAUUUUGCACCAGGAACUGGCAAACAACCAUACGAACGCAUAUUAUUCGGAAGGAAAAUAGACUGUGAUACCAAAAUAAAUAAUCCUGAAGAAAAUAAGUUCAUCGCAAGUAUUCCAAGUUCAGUGCAUUCACAUAAGCCUCCUCUAUCUGAGAUAUUAAUUCCUUAUCUGCCUCCAAGACCAAAAUGCUUAGAACUAUUCGCAAGGUAUCUAUUACCUAACUGGACUAGUUAUGGACUUGAAGCUUUAAAAUUUCAACAUCAAUUUUUGUAUGAAAAUUCAGAUUUAGAAAACUGCAAUCACAAAUCCAAUAUAAAAUGUAAUGAAAAUAUUAUGUAAGUUUUCUAUCAAAUAAAAACGAUUUUAUACCACUGACAUAAUAAUAUUAUGUAUUUGUAUAUUACAAUAUACCUAUCGCAAAGAAAGCUUUCAGAAACAUCAAAAUGUAUUAUAAUUCUUUACAUUUAGUUGAAUAGCACAACCCAAUGGAGCCACGCAACUCUACGGUUGACUAAAAAAAAAGUUAAAUAG